AUGUCUGUCUUACUCUUCACAUUAACUACGUUCAUCCUGAGCGGAUGCGCCGCUCAAGUUGUCGAAUACGACUUCAUCAUUGUGGGUGGAGGUACAGCGGGAUGUUUGCUGGCUGCACGGCUGUCGGAGGUCUCUGACUGGACAGUGCUACUGAUUGAAGCUGGUGGAGAGGAGGCCGUUCUGCAGGAUGUCCCUAUGCUAGCAGCAUUUGCUCAGUUUUCGCCGGCAAUCUGGACGUAUAAAACGGAGCAGUCGCCGACAGCCUGCCUCGGCUUGGACGGUCGGUGUACCUGGAUACGUGGCAAAGUCUUAGGUGGUAGCAGUGUUAUCAAUUAUAUGGUGUAUACGAGAGGAAAUCGUAAGGAUUAUGACGACUGGGCAGAGGAAGGGUCCGAAGGCUGGGGAUACGACGAUGUCUUACCGUAUUUCCUCCGGUCUGAGGACAUGCUUAUUCCGCGUUUGGCUGCAGACAAGAGAUACCAUUCCACGAAAGGAGAACUGCCAAUCACUUACCCUCCAUAUCACACCCAGGCUGCGUCUGACUUCAUCGAAGCUGGUGUGGAAACAGGAUACAAUGAAGUUGACUAUAAUGCCGCAAGUCAAAUAGGAUAUUCUUUCCACCAGUGCACCAUGAAAGACGGAAUGCGGGUCAGCGCAAAUCGCGCGUUCCUGGAGCCUGCGAGGACGAGGAGGAACUUGUACGUCCUGAAGAACAGCCUUGUUACAAAAAUCCUCGUUCACCCGGAGAAUCAGACUGCGUACGGCGUUGAAUAUGAAUUGUGGAGUGUCCUUCCACGAAGAGCUCGCGCUAGGAAGGAAGUAAUAAUCUCUGCGGGCGCCAUAAACUCUCCUCAGCUGUUGAUGUUAUCCGGGAUCGGCCCUAAAGACGAUCUGGAGAAAUUGGGGAUCAGCGUUAUGCAGGACUCAAAAGUGGGCUUCAACCUGCAGGAUCACAUCAGUCUUGGAAACCUCUAUUUCACCGCAAAUUCCACGAUCGGAAUUCCGCCUGACUACAAUCCAAACGACGUUUCGAACGUUAUCAAGUACCUACAGGACCGCGAAGGACCCCUUUCAAUACCAGCUGGCACAGAAGCAUUUGGGUUCGAGGACAUUGAUGAUAAUGACGGUUUUCCAGAAAUAGAAAUAAUCUUUUCAACAAGUACUACGUCGUCAUUGAAUGAAGUAGGGGAUGCCCGGGGAGUUAGCCCCGACAUAUAUGAAAAUUACGAGUCCUUAGCUGAUGAAAAUUCUUUCAUGAUGCUUCCUGUGCUUAUGCAUCCAAAAAGUCGCGGUAGAUUGACGCUCAGAAGUAGAAACCCCAUGGACAAGCCUCUUCUUUACCACAAUUACUUGACUGAACCAGAGGAUGUGAAUGUUCUUAUAAAGGGAAUCAGACGGGCAAUUCGGCUGAUUGACACCGCGGCCUUUCAGAGGCACGGCGUGCAACUCUUAAAAGUCCCGCUGCCUCCGUGCGAGGUUCACGAGUUCGGUUCUGAUGAAUACUGGGAAUGUUCAAUUCGCUACAUGACUUUUCCCAUGUACCACGAAACCGGAACCUGUAAAAUGGGCCCAGAUUCCGACGAGGACGCCGUAGUGGAUCCACAGUUACGAGUGCGCGGUAUUAAGAAUCUCCGUGUGGUGGAUUCUUCCAUCAUUCCAGUCAUCAUAUCGGGUCAUUUAGUCGCCCCAACUUACAUGAUCGCUGAAAAGGCAUCCGACAUGAUCAAGAAUCAUUGGAAUGCCACUUCCUUGUCUUAA
This is a messenger RNA of Zootermopsis nevadensis, 1758 nucleotides long. RefSeq names its product glucose dehydrogenase [FAD, quinone]. The record is from RefSeq and is a predicted model, not a curated record. Gene Ontology annotation, molecular function: flavin adenine dinucleotide binding; oxidoreductase activity, acting on CH-OH group of donors. Lineage: Eukaryota; Metazoa; Arthropoda; Insecta; Blattodea; Termopsidae.